This is a messenger RNA of Aphanomyces invadans, 1232 nucleotides long. RefSeq lists its product as hypothetical. Gene Ontology annotation, cellular component: nucleus. NCBI's taxonomy places the organism in Eukaryota, Oomycota, Saprolegniomycetes, Saprolegniales, Verrucalvaceae. Gene Ontology annotation, molecular function: RNA cap trimethylguanosine synthase activity. The record is from RefSeq and is a predicted model, not a curated record. The transcript has a single exon. Gene Ontology annotation, biological process: 7-methylguanosine cap hypermethylation; 7-methylguanosine RNA capping. The coding region runs from base 77 to 1213 and encodes 378 amino acids.
CGUGGGCGGGCGCGUCCUCGACCGCUCAGUGAAGAGGACCGUGGAGUUGCGCACCAGUUCACAUCCCUCGCUCCGCAUGAUGCGAACGUCACCCCGAACGUCCACCCAGCCCGCGUCAUCGCCUACGUGUUCGCUGGCCCAUGGGGCCUCGUCAUGCAGCAAACGCACACCAACCAACCCUCGACAAGAGGCCACACAUGACAGAACGGAUGACGAUACUUCCAAGGACAUCAUGGCCAUGUUUGCAUCUCUCGAACUAUCUCCACCAUUGCCAGCCAACGAUUCCAUCGUAUAUGCUGACAAAAUUGACACAGAUUCAUGGCAAACGGUGUCCGACGCCGCCAACAACCAGACUGGUGACCACGACAUUGAGGUCCGGCCUUUGAACACAAACGAGCUGUCCCUGUGGAACUCACUGACAACAUCGUCACCCAGUGCCUUGUCGAUUCCUCCGUCCACGUCAACCGCCUCGUCACCCACGUCACAAACACCGACAAGUCGAUCUGUGUCGAAGUCGCUCUUGAAGAAGAACAAGACGACCAACGAUCCGAACGACAAGCGUGACUUUCUAUUUGGCGGUCUCCCGCCGGAACUACGCAUUCAAAUGCAACUCGACGACGUCGCGCAGUACAGCGUCACGGACAUGAAGACGGCGGCGCGCAUUUCGCACUUCAUUUCGGCCUUGCCUGGGCUCAGCCCUGACUCCAUCGUGACCGACUCGACUGCGUGUGUCGGCGGCAACACCGCUUCGUUUUGCACAUUCUUCCGCUACGUCCAAGCCGUCGAGAUCGAUGCGACGCGAUUUCAAAUGCUCGUGCACAACCUCCACGCGGUUAUGUCGCUUGUCAACGUCCAAUGCUAUUGCGCCAACUACGUGGACGUAGUCGAGUGCUUUAGCCAGGACGUUGUGUUUGUGGACCCGCCGUGGGGUGGCCCCGAGUACCGCUCUCGGUGCACGGUCGACCUCUUUCUGGGCAACACUCCCCUCGCCGACGUGUGCGAGCGUCUUGUCGGCCGAACGCAAUACGUCGUCGUCAAAGUGCCGGAGAACUUUGACCUGGACAAGUUUACGGCCAACGUAUCUGGCGUUGUCGGGUACAUCUCGUCGUUCCGAAAGAUGGGCCUUGUCGUUGUCGACUAUCGAUACGUGCAGCCCACGCCUGUGGCACCAGGCGAUGCCGAAGACUCGAUAGCGUCCAAGUUUUACUCAUAAUAUAUGAUCCCACCUGCCC